This is a messenger RNA of Cavenderia fasciculata, 210 nucleotides long. RefSeq names its product subunit of anaphase promoting complex (gene cdc26). Gene Ontology annotation, cellular component: anaphase-promoting complex. The coding region runs from base 1 to 210 and encodes 69 amino acids. Gene Ontology annotation, biological process: regulation of mitotic cell cycle; protein K11-linked ubiquitination; anaphase-promoting complex-dependent catabolic process. The transcript has a single exon. The record is from RefSeq and is a predicted model, not a curated record. NCBI's taxonomy places the organism in Eukaryota, Evosea, Eumycetozoa, Acytosteliales, Cavenderiaceae.
AUGAUAUCAAGAAAACCAACAAGAAUAGAAUUAAAUAUUGAUGAUUUAGAAGAAUAUAAUCAAUUAAAGAAAGAACAAACUUUACAAUACAACAAUCAACCACCUACCUCUGCUUCUUCUUCUAAUCAACAACAACAACAAAAUAAUUUUAAACUUGUUGAUCUUGAAGCAAAACAACCUAAAUCAAGAAAUGAAAGAAUAGGAAUAUGA